Messenger RNA from Scophthalmus maximus (turbot), 4045 nucleotides. RefSeq names its product SRSF protein kinase 3 (gene srpk3). Gene Ontology annotation, molecular function: ATP binding; protein kinase activity. Lineage: Eukaryota; Metazoa; Chordata; Actinopteri; Pleuronectiformes; Scophthalmidae. The coding region runs from base 477 to 2873 and encodes 798 amino acids. The record is from RefSeq and is a predicted model, not a curated record. Gene Ontology annotation, biological process: spliceosomal complex assembly; regulation of mRNA processing; protein phosphorylation. The transcript is spliced from 17 exons.
AGUAAGCAUGGCCGGUAUCUGCGCAUGUGCACAUCCCGGUGUCCGGUGUCAGACUGUGAGCAGCUGUCGAGACCAUGAACGGUAGAACCGUGACAGUAAAGACAACACACCCAGAAUAACCGAGCCGAGCCGGGCCGGUGCAGACCCGGAACACACGGUACAGAGGCAGCACAGGCCAGGCCGGAUACCGUGGGAGAGCCGCCGACCUGCAGCUGCAGCUGGAGCUAACGGAGCCGACCGGGGGUAACGGGGCCAAGGGACAGGCCACUGGCUCAUGUUCACCACGCUGUCCCGCACUCAGCCGUCGGGUUCCGACUCGGGCUAGUUCGUCGACCUGCUGAACCAGCUGCAGCCGGACUGGCUCCGGGCUUCACCGGGUUUUGCUGGAGUGCAGCUGACCGAAGCUGAAGUGUCGGAGAGUGUCGUCAGAGAAUAAUCGCUGCGGGCCGGGCUCGGUCGGAGGACCGGGGGCCACGAUGUUGAUAGCGGCGGUUAGUGCUGGAACCGGAAACUCUGCUGCCACCGGAAAGAAACAACGACGCAGGGGCAAGAAGCACCGGAGAGUCCGAACAGAUGAGAGCCGGUCUGAUGACCUUCAGAGUGCGAUUCCUGACAGCAGCCGAUCCCCACCACCACUACAUAAUCCAGACCCCACCACAUCAUCACAUCACCAUGAAACCAUCUCAGCAACCCCCACACACACAAACAACCCCACCACUCACCCCCAGAGUGUCCCCCAACCCCCCCCACCACCUCUGCAGACCUCAUCCCUGGUCCUGCCUGAGACUCCCCCACUCGUCCCAGUAAUCACCCCCCACACAGCCCCGGUGACUCCACAGAUCUUCACCCAGUCACCUCCUGCCACAGCUCAGAGCCUGCUCCACAGACCCAGCCGAUCACCAUCAACCCCAAAGCAAAAUAUUGCCCUGAACUCUUCCAGAUCACCUCACAGAACUCUUCAGAAUCCCUCUGAAUCACCGGCAACCUUACCCCCGGAUGUUACCCACCCUGCCCCUAAAUCACUGUCGGUAUCUGCCCCGCAUCCUCCCAAAGCCCCCUCUACCCCUCCGUUAAGCCCCUCCAACACUGACCCCUUUCUACUGACCUCAGUGACCUUCACCUCCAGUGUCUCCUCCCACCUCUACCCGCCCCUCUGCUCCUCCUCCGCGUCCUUCCUCAGCUCCCUCGACUCUCUGGGCCCUCCCAUUGGUCUGGCUCCUUCGAUGUCAUCAGCACAUCAUCAACUGACCACACCCCCUCCAACGUUAACCACACCCCCUCCAGCGUUAUCCCCGUCCCCUGUCCAGCUGUUGGGCUCAGAUGAUGAGGAGCAGGAGGACCCGUCAGAUUACUGCAAAGGUGGCUACUACCCGGUGAAGAUCGGUGACCUGUUCAACGGGAGGUAUCACGUGGUCAGAAAACUGGGCUGGGGACAUUUCUCUACCGUCUGGCUCUGCUGGGAUCUGCAGAAGAAGCGUUUUGUGGCAUUGAAGGUUGUAAAGAGUGCUUCGCAUUACACCGAGACGGCUCUGGACGAAAUCAAACUGCUGAGAUGUGUGAGGGACAGUGACCCCUCUGACCCCUACCGAGAAACAAUCGUCCAACUCAUUGAUGACUUCAAGAUCUCUGGAGUCAACGGAGUCCAUGUCUGUAUGGUUCUGGAGGUUUUGGGUCAUCAGCUGUUAAAGUGGAUCAUCAAGUCAAACUACAUGGGACUUCCCAUGGUCUGUGUCAAGACCAUCCUGAGACAGGUGCUCCAGGGUCUGGACUACCUGCACACCAAGUGUAAGAUCAUCCACACAGACAUCAAACCAGAGAACAUCUUAUUGGACGUUGACGAGGUUUACAUCAGAAGGCUGGCAGCGGAAGCCACGGUCUGGCAGAGAGCUGGAGCCCCGCCCCCCUCAGGAUCAUCAGUCAGCACGGCUCCCAGGGAUCUGCAGGCUGGUAAGUUGUCUAAGAACAAGAAGAAGAAGUUGAAGAGAAAAGCGAAGCGUCAGGAGAAACUGUUGGAAGAGAGGCUGGUGGAUAUACAGAAGAUGGACGAGGAGGAGGAAGAUGGUGUACAGAAACAUGAGGACACACACAGUGACUGCUCUCCGGUCGUAAAUGGCAACUACACCUGCUCUACAGCUGAUAGUAAAAUCCUAAAAAGUCCUGAGUCCACCUGCUCCUGGUUGGACGACAGGUGUAAUGGCCAUGACCCUGGUCGUUUCUCCAGCCCCGCCUCUGGCCUCUCAGGUUUCUCGAGCUCUGUGUUGUCAGCGACGUCUGAGUCAGCACUUUCUACCCAGUCAGGAUAUUCGAGUGGACGAGACGUGUUCACUGCGUCAGAUUUCGUCCUCAGUCCUCUGGAUCCUCAGAACGCAGACAGACUGAAAGUGAAGAUUGCUGAUCUGGGAAAUGCAUGCUGGGUGCACAAACACUUCACAGACGACAUUCAGACCAGACAGUACCGAGCUCUGGAGGUACUGAUUGGAGCAGAGUACGGAACAGCUGCUGACAUCUGGAGCACUGCCUGCAUGGCCUUUGAGUUGGCGACAGGAGAUUAUCUUUUUGAACCUCAUUCAGGAGAAGAUUACACCCGAGACGAAGAUCACAUCGCUCACAUCAUCGAGCUGCUCGGCCCAGUCCCUCUACCCUUCGCUCUGUCUGGCAGGUACUCCAGAGAGUACUUCAACAGGAAAGGUGACCUGCGGCACAUCUCCAGUCUGAAGCCCUGGGCGCUGUUUGACGUCCUGUUGGAGAAGUACGAGUGGCCGUUGGACCAGGCGGCUCAAUUCAGUGACUUCCUGUGCACCAUGUUGGAGCUGCAGCCUGAACGCAGAGCGACGGCGGCGCAGUGUCUGCAGCAUGCAUGGCUGCAGACAUGAACACACGAACGAACGAACGAACGAACGAACGAACACACACACACACACACACACACACACACACACACACACACACACACACACACACACACACACACACACACACACACACACACACACACACACACACACACACACACACACACACACACACACACACACACAGCUGUUCACUGUCGUUUUAAACAAACUGGAGGAAAACGUUUGUUGGGAACUAUUUACAGCUGUUUAACAGCUUCCAAAUCCCCUGGAUUGCCCCUUGUUGGCUGGCUGCAGUAUCUGUUGUAUACCUUGCCCCCUCCAUGUAAGCAGAUUUGGGACAUGGACCAGACUAAAAAUAUCAAAGUACAAGUUAAACAGAGGAGGAGCUCCGAAGGACGCCCGUGCUUAGACAUAAUCUGGUAGCUCCUCCCACCAUCGAGGAACCACAGCAGUCUGGACUGUGACAGUUCGUGGGGAUGGAAACACCAGACACCAUUCCUCAGAGGGAACAGAGCGGUGGGGGGGACGGACGGUGGGGUCUCCUCCCCACUGAUCUUUGACCCCUAUCAGGUCAGCACAGUGACUGUUGUCAGAUUUUACAUUACAAUGAACUGAUCAAUGAUUCAAUAAAUGAAAUAGGAUUCACCUCGAAGUUUCUACUGAUUCUACACAUUUCUGAUCAUUUGAUCUCUAUAGACUUCUGUUGAAUUCUGCUGAUGUUUUACAGAUUUCUGUUCAAUUCUACGUAUUUGUUUCUACUAAUUUGUCGAUUAUUGCUUAUUUUUUAGUUUUAAUCUAUUCCUCUUUAGAAAAGGUUUGUCAUUUUACUGAAUCUCCUGAUUGUCUGCUGAAUUCUUUCAUUUUCUACUGAUUUGAGUCUGACUGUAUGAAUAUAAUUAUUGGUUGUUGAUCAAGGACUUUUGAGUCUCCUGAACCUCCUUGAUGAUGAACUCUAGGUUUUGACGAGCACACUGUAGCUUCCUCUCACUGACUUUGACAGUAUUGAUCACUGUAGCUGAAACUGAAUUGGUCUGAGAUGACCUCUGACCUCUCCACGUCUUUCUAUGUUCAUAUAAGCAAUAGUGCCUUGAAAGGAACCUUGGCCCCUCUCCCUCCAUUUCACAGUGACACCGGUGUCGUGUGUCUUCUGUGUGAAAAGUUUCUGUGAAAAUAAAGAUUCAUGAAAGGUU